UUAUAUUCCUUUAGAUCUUUAGUUCAUUAUUCAUCAUGUCAGCUAGACUAGACCACUCUGACGGUAGAAAGAUAACAUCGCAACAGCGGCUACAAGAAGCUAGCUCUGACGAUGUAUUUCUCCUAGACUUAGAAGGAAAAAUCGAUACUUUAAAAAGUGUCAGCACGGAUAUACAUUCGGAGCUUAAGAAUUCAAAUUCUCGUAUUGACGGCGUGCGCGGCGGAUUGGAUGAAGCACACACUUAUGUCAAACAAGGCUUCGAUAAUAUGUCACAUAUAAUGGACAACAAGACCGGAGUUCUAUCAAUGACUAAAAUGGUUCUACUUACCGCUACAAUUCUAUCUGUCAUAUAUAUCGUAAUCAAAUUGGCGAUAAAGAGAAAACAGCUUUAAAAUAGGGUUAAUUUUGCCAUUAAAU
Messenger RNA from Babesia bovis T2Bo, 417 nucleotides. Its product is annotated as putative integral membrane protein. Lineage: Eukaryota; Apicomplexa; Aconoidasida; Piroplasmida; Babesiidae. The record is from RefSeq and is a predicted model, not a curated record. The transcript is spliced from 4 exons. The coding region runs from base 36 to 392 and encodes 118 amino acids.